AUGUCAACCGCUUCAAACGGGCAGCAGCAGGGGGGGGAUGCCCCUGCUGCAACAGCAGCAGCAACGCCAGCAGCAGCAGCAGCAGGAGCAGCAGCAGCAGCUCCUGAAGCAGCAGCACCAGCAGCAGCACCAGCAGCAGCAGCAGCAGCAGAUGCAGCAGCAGCAGCAGCAAAAGGAAGAAUAUUAAAGGAUGAUGACUCUAUCAGCUCCCAUGGCCUCAAGGACGGCCACAUUAUGCAUUUGGUAAAGAGCGUAGCUGCAGCAGCAAGCAGCACGCAGCAGCAGCAGCAGCAGCAGCAGCAGCAGCAGCAGCCGCAGCAGCAGCAGCAGCAAACCACAGCGUCUGGAAAUUCCACUGCUUCUGGUACCGGUACAAACCCAGGCAUGGCGGGCAUGGAUCAGUUCCUGCAAUCGAUGCUCGCUGCAGGUGAAUUAUAUUCUUAA
This is a messenger RNA of Eimeria mitis, 444 nucleotides long. RefSeq lists its product as uncharacterized. Lineage: Eukaryota; Apicomplexa; Conoidasida; Eucoccidiorida; Eimeriidae. The record is from RefSeq and is a predicted model, not a curated record. Bases 1 to 444 code for a protein of 147 amino acids. The transcript is spliced from 3 exons.